UUACGCUUAACUUUUGUAGAAAUCUUUAUCAAGACAAUUGUUUACGAUUUUUAAAUAUAAAUUAAAAAAAUAUUUAAUAUAUUAUUGUAUAAUUAUUCUUAACAAAUAUUGAUUUUUUGUCCUGAAAUGUGUUUAAUGCAUUAUAUUAUCUAACUCAGUGUAUUUUGGGUACCUUCAAAGUAAACAAACCUAUGUAGUUAGAUAGUUCACGAUCAACAUAUGUUGCUUAUUGAUAAAAGACGUUAUCAGGUGUAGUGCCAUUCUUCUAUUCAAUAAUUGCAAAGCAGUUAACUUUACAGUUCACACUCGUACUUUAUUUGAAGUCCAUUCAGAAAACUAUAGUGUAUUAUAAGUGCAGUCAAACAAUUUAAAAAAUGGCACUGUAUUCAGAUAUGUCAGCUGCUUUGUCUAUAUUAACUGAAAUAAAGACUUUGGUGAACGAAUCAGGAGACGAUAAGCUGAAAGCAAAUACUAACAAUGAUCUACAACUUUUAAUUUCUGUAUUCCAAAAUCCCAUUAUAAAAACUAUUGCUUCUGUCCAAGACUCUGUAUCUGAGCUAAGUUGUCAGCUUCAAGAACAUCCAUCUUUGUUACCAGUCGAUUUUGAUAUUUCACCUGUUACUGGUCAACUCGUGCUAAGUUUACCAUCAGAAACUAGUUUAUACAAUAGUGUGCCUGAAGAUUUAGACCAGAGAGUUCCGAAGCUUUCAAAUAGUUCAUCAACUGAAAGUUCUUCGCCUAUUUCAAAGGAAAACAAAUUAUUAAUUAAAGAUAUAACUGCUAAUUUAGCACCAAUCACUACACAGUCUUAUGCAGUAGAAUUUCAGAAGGCUGUCGACGAAGCAUCAAAAGGGCGUAAAAUUCAUAAUGUGCAACUGUACAAACCAGAAGGUUGCAGCUUAGGUUUUAGUGUCGUUGGCCUAAGAAGCGAAGAAAAAGGCGAAUUAGGAAUUUUUGUUCAAGAAAUCCAACAAAAUGGAAUAGCUGCACGAGAAGGAGGGCUUCAUGAAGGUGAUCAAAUCAUUGCUAUCGAUGGGCAACCGUUGGACACAAAUGUGUCCCAUCAACAAGCUAUCGGAAUACUGCAACAAGCCCGUGGGCUUGUUCAGUUGGUCGUAGCGCGACCUUUAACACCACCUCCUCUACCAACUUUACCGCCAUCAACCAACAUGUUGAACACUGAAUGGGCUCAAGUUGAGGUGAUCGAGCUACUAAACGACGGCUCAGGGUUGGGAUUUGGCAUAAUUGGGGGUAGAAGCACUGGUGUGGUUGUCAAGACUAUUCUUCCUGGCGGAGUAGCAGAUAGGGAUGGAAGGCUGCAAAGUGGAGAUCAUAUUCUGCAAAUAGGAGAAGUUAACUUGAGAGGAAUGGGUAGUGAACAGGUGGCCGCAGUUCUUCGUCAGUCUGGCAGUCAAGUCCGUUUGGUUGUCGCCCGGCCAAUUGAAUCUAGCGCAAUUGAUAUAAUUCAAACUUUAAGUUGUACAGCUCCAAUAGUACCGACUAAAAUGUUAGGCGAUGCUGAAGAACUCGACCGUCACUUAGUACAGCAUGGUUAUCCCGAAGUUGCAAAUUAUACCCCCGAUUAUUUUUUCCAAAAUCUUUCAAACGAAAACAAUUUACUAAUCAAUGAUAUACCAGCUUCAUUGCCUGUCCUUACAAUGGACAUGGUACCGCCUGAUAGUAUUACAACUCUUCCAGAAACCGAUUCAUUUACUGUUCAAUUAAAGAAAGAUACUCAUGGCUUAGGCAUAACUAUUGCUGGAUAUGUUUGUGAAAAAGAGGAGUUAUCGGGAAUAUUCGUAAAAAGUAUAAGUGAAGGCAGCGCUGCCGAUUUGUGUAAAAAAAUCCAAGUCAACGACCGUAUAGUUGAAGUCGAUGGAACUUCUUUACAAGGAUUUACUAAUCACGAAGCUGUUGAAGUUUUACGGUCUACUGGCCAAAUUGUCUCAUUGCGUUUGGAACGAUAUCUUAGAGGUCCUAAAUUUGAACAACUUCAAGUGGCUAUUGCAGCAUCAGAAAUGAAACCAAGUACUAAUAGUACGACAGCAUCCCCAUCCAUUAUGUCGUUGCCUAGAUUUCCUAUCACUGACGGAGAGAGUACUGCAGAAAUCGAAGUAGAAGGAGAAUCUGGCGCUACAUUGGAAGCUGAUAUGCUAGACGAAGUAGAAGACGAAACCGUUGAAGAGACUGCUUCAGUUGGUCAUUCAAACUGUGACGGGGAGUUAAAACCGGAAACCUUAAAAAUAUUAAAAAACAAAUGGGGUGAAGCUAUUGGAAAUAAUGUAGAAAUAAUCAUUGGUCAGUUGAAAAAAUUCAGUGAAGGAGGUGGUUUGGGAAUAAGUUUAGAAGGCACUGUAGAUGUUGAAAACGGCAUGGAAGUAAGACCACAUCAUUAUAUAAGAUCGGUACUGCCCGAAGGCCCCGUGGGAAAAAAUGGAUGUCUCCGGUCUGGCGAUGAGUUACUUGAAGUAAAUGGACAUCGUUUACUUGGGAGAAAUCAUAUGGAAGUUGUAGCUAUUUUGAAAGAGUUGCCUCUGAAUGUCAGAAUGAUAUGUGCAAGACGCACCGAUGAACAACAGUUGCCUCAUCAUUAUCUUACGGAUAUUACAGAAGAUCGGGCUGCUUUUGCUGCUAAAAAUGCUUUAGGGGGUAGUCUUCAAAAUUUAAUGCCAGCCACCGAUCGAUUAGUUAAAGCUAAAUCAGAUGGAUCAUUAGCCAGUACAGGAACUACCGGAUGUUCAGAAUCAAAUAGACUACGUUCUCGAUCUCUCGAACCACUUACUGGACUUGCUAUGUGGUCAUCACAACCUCAUCUCAUUGAGCUUAUGAAAGGAGAACGUGGUCUUGGUUUUUCGAUUCUUGAUUAUCAAGAUCCAAUGAAUCCCAGUGAAACAGUAAUAGUAAUUCGCUCGUUAGUACCAGGAGGUGUUGCCCAAAAUGAUGGUCGCUUAAUACCUGGAGACCGUCUCUUAAGAGUGAAUGACAUAUGUUUGGAAAAUGCAUCAUUAGAUCAAGCUGUUCAAGCAUUGAAAGGCGCUCCAAAAGGUGUAGUCCAAAUCGCAGUUGCCAAACCAUUGCCGAUACCAGACAGUAGCAGUCAGGAGAAUAGCUCAGAUGAAAAAAAUCUGAGCAUCGAUAACGACGACGACAAUGACUGCUGUUCAAUGUAUAGUUGUCCAGAAUCGCCCAUUAAUUUUGAGAAUUCAAAGGACGAUACGGUUAGUUUGACAGCGGUCGCUAACGAGACCGAACUUACCUCGGCGCACGCAGCGCCGCCGGUCCUUUUGCAAGAGAUUACCGUGGACAAAGAUUCAUUACCGUUGGGCUUAAGUCUGCGCAGUCGUUCGUUCGGCGAUUACUCGGGCUUGGAAGUGGAAAGCCUUUGCGGGGCGGCCGAGCGGGACCGGAGGCUAAAAGUCGGCGACAUGGUCAUGUCCGUCAACAACGAAUCGCUCAAGUACGCGUCGCCGGCCCAAGUCAAGUCUAUAUUGUCUAGGGCUAACCUGCUCACGGGACCCAUACCUGUAAGUUUUGUACGCGCCGAAUCGGUUAACGAUGCCUGUACGAUCACUCGGAGCAAAACUGUGCCCAAUGUGAUUCUGCGGACGCCUAGGUCACCGUUUGUGGAGUUUCGAGAAGCUGACGACCGUCCCGUGCGGAAAAAACCGCCCAGACCAAAACUGUCCCGGCAGAAGUCCGGCGAGCAACUGCUGACCAAAUCGUCCAAAUCCAAGUCGGAGUGCACGCUUUGCACGCAGUGCCAUUCCGUGCAGCGGACGAGAAGCUGGAAUGACGUGGAACCGUUGAACGACGUCAGUUUCGAGAACGUCAUCAAUUACUACAAGGUGUUCAAGACCAGCGACGAGUACGUGUGCGCCAAGUUCACCAGCGAUCAGUUUAUCAAGAAGUUGGACGAGAAGUUGCGCGAGGAGUCCGACAGGCUAUCGGAGCUAACCCAGAGCGCGGUGUCCGUCUGCUCGGUGUCCACAGUCGACGAACGGGACUUAGACGGACGACUUCGGGACGAAGCGGAAGCAUUGCGUAGACUGACUGGAGAUCAGGCGUCUCCCUGUGCCGAUUCGCCGUCGUCGGACGACCACUGCUUGCUGAGACUAGGCAGCGAAGAUUUUGGUUGUUUCGAUGGUCCUCCGACUCGAAUCUACCGGUUUCCCAGCACGGGCGUAGCUUUGGACAGGAACGAAGCGACCGCUUUUACCAUGACGGUGUCUGCCGGCCAACAGUCAGCAUCUUCGCUGUUGGCCAAGCACUGGGGUCCCCAACGUGAAGUCAUCGUUCGGCGAGACGUCAAUAACAGCCUGGGCAUCAGUAUCGUCGGAGGAAAGGUGGACUUUUUUAACAGUGCCGACACCAACAGAAAUAAUUCUGCCAUAACCGGAAUAUUUGUUAAGAAUGUUCUUCCUCAAAGUCCUGCCGGUCAAGCGGGUCAAUUGAAAACAGGAGACAGGAUAUUAGAAGUGAACGGCAUUAGCGUGCGACACGCCAAUCACGAAGAAGCCGUCGAAGUCAUUCGCUCUGCCGGCAAUCCAGUUGUUUUCCUAGUGCAGUCUCUUGUAUAUUGGGCUGAAAACGAACAAAGUAUAAAGUCCUCUUCGUCAUCGUCAUCGAUUGCUGUGGAUGUGUCGUCGGCCAAAACAACACAAGAUCGUUUGCCUUUGACGUCCAAACCGGGCAGUGUUAAACAAAAAAUAUCCUCUUGGCAACAGAGAAGUGUUGAGAAUUUGGACGAACUACCUCAAGAAACGGCUAAGCGGAAAAUUUCCUUAGUGUCUGUCAAAAAAACUAAUGUGUUUAAUCGCAAAAAGUCUGAGGUAUCGAAUAAAAGCGAAGAAAGUGAAGAUGACGAUGACAAUAGGGAUAACGAAGGACGCAUCAGGAUUCAAUCUGGACAAGAGAUAAUGAGAUCUAGUGCUGGCAAUGUGAAAAGAUCAAAAGCAGAAAUCGACGCCGAUCCGGAACAAGAGGACGAAUUUGGCUACACUACGAAUAAAGCUAGGAAGAAGUACGGGAACCUGUGUGGUAGCGGAGGCAAGACCAACGACAGUGGCGACGACGAAAGUGGAGGUAGCUCUAGUGAAGUGUUGGUGGUCAUGUUGGAACGAUCGCCGGGUUCGGGGCUGGGAAUGAGCUUGGCCGGGCACAAAGACCGCACUAAAAUGGCCGUCAUGGUUUGUGGACUGAAUCCCAACGGACCUGCGGCCAAGUCUGGAUGUUUGCGGGUCGGUGACGAAAUUUUAGAGGUAAACGGUGUGGUUUUACACGGUAGAUGUCAUCUGAACGCCUCUGCUAUCAUCAAGGGUAUACCAGGUCCAAUUUACAAAAUAGUCGUUUUAAGGAAACCCGCAGCUCUGGACGAGCUCGCCGUUCGACCAAUUACUCAAUUUCCCGUUACGCUUGACGAUGAGACACCCGAAGAGAAAUACGCAAACUACAAAGGUCUACGAAUCGUCACCAUGAAAAAGCCCUGUAUCAGUAUUGCAUACGAAGGCCAACUCACAAACUCACCCACACAACAGAGUCCUCACGGUUUGGGAAUCAUGAUUCUGGAGGGCAAACACGCUGAACUCGGCACGGGCAUAUUCAUAUCCGACAUACAGGAGGGCAGUCCAGCCGAACAGGCUGGUCUCACGGUCGGCGAUCUGAUAUUGUCCGUCAACAAGGACUCGCUCUUGGGCAGUACAUACGACUCGGCGUCGAGUUUGUUGAAGAAAACCGAAGGAGUAGUGACGUUGGUCGUUUGCAACCCGAAUCGAGGCAAAGACGACGGGUCCGGUGGACUCAAUACCGAACACAAGACCUCCGUCAGACCCAAACAACCUGAAAAACCGAAAUCUGUGUCGCCAAUCUAUUUGGACCAUUCAGUCGAACCUCCGGCAGAUCCCGCUACCGCUCCGAUAAAGCCGGGCGUAGAGUCUACCAUUGAAGUCAACAAGGAUAAGGUCGGCUUGGGCCUAAGCAUAGUGGGCGGAUCUGACACGUUGCUGGGCGUGGUCAUCAUUCACGAAGUGUACCCGGACGGUGCGGCGGCCAAAGACGGUCGUCUAAGGCCGGGAGAUCAGCUCGUGGAAGUCAACGGGGAAGACUUUAGAAACAUAACGCACGUCAAAGCGUUGAGUGCAUUGCGGCAAACGCCCGCCAAGGUGUCCAUGGUGGUGCUGCGGGACGAAUCGUGUGUUACCGCCGAAACCGGCAACGUUCCCGCCAACACGGCCAACAUCACCGACAGUUUCGAAGUGGAACUAAUGAAAAAACCCGGCAAAGGUCUCGGGCUGAGCAUAGUGGGCAAAAAAUCCGGACCCGGGAUAUUCAUCUCGGACAUUGUGGCCGGUGGAGCAGCCGGUGUAGACGGUCGUCUGAUGAAAGGAGAUCAGAUUCUGGCGGUCAACGGGCAAGACGUGCGAAACGCAUCUCAAGAGGAAGCCGCUGCCGUCUUAAAAACGACUACCGGCAAAGUGACGUUGAAGAUGGGUCGUCUGAAAGCCCGUUCGUCGGCGUCCAGCUCAGACAACGACACGGUGUCGAUGGAAGAAACGCGAACCGUGACCAUGAUCCGCAGGAUGGACGGGUUCGGGUUUAGCAUAGUCGGCGGUCACGGCCAUCUUCCCGUGUACGUCAAGACGGUGUUCGCCGGCGGCGCUGCCGAUUCCAGCGGCCUUUGCAGGGGCGACAGAAUCCUGGCCGUCAACGGUAUCCCGGUGGACGGCAUGUGCCACGACGACGUGGUGUCCAUGCUCAAUGAGGCGGCCGUGUCGGUGACGUUGACGUUGCGGUCGUAGCGUUUGCAAAGGCCGCAGGGAUCACCUCGUUUCGUAUUGUGUAUGAUAAGUUAAUAGUUUUUUUUUUUUUUUAAACAUUUAUUCAUCAGAAAUUAAUUCAUUACUGUCAUAUUCGUGUAAAUCGUUCAUUUUCUCUUUUGUUUGUUACUCGAGAAUAUGAAUAAGUAUUAUUAUUAUUUGUUUAAGUGCACCAUUGUUGAAUAGUCGUUUAGAUUCGAUUAGAUAUACGCGGAGAGUGUAAUAGUAAGAAACGUCCAGGUUAAGCAUUUUGUAUUACUCUUCUUGCAAAAAUAGACCGCACGAACAAGCUUUUUUUACUCAUGAUAACUUUUGUGCUUACUAUGUAGGUAUACUUUUAGAUACGUUUAUAGAAUUUUCAAUGUUUAAAUGUUAUACAAUCGACUUACCACCCUAUACUCUUCGUGUACCGAGUGCCUGACGAAAUCAUUUAAUCAUUGCGAUUUCUCUAGAAUAAAAAAUCCAAGGUAAUAAAAUAUCAUUUUUUUACAAUUAAAUACAAAUCUACAGUUCAUUUGACGUUUAUUUACAUGAUAUUGUCGUUUAAUAAUAAUCGAAAUUAUGGAUAUUUUUAAGUGAUAGUAUAAAAAAAAUGUCAGAAAUAUCUUUUUCGAACAAUUAUAUAGAUUUCUGUACUUUAGAGAAAUUGCGCAAUGAUUACAAUAAUCUAACUGAGCACCCGGUUUAUAUAUUUAUGUAUGUAUAUAUGUACGUAAGUCCUAUUUACUUGCACAACACGAGGCAUAACUCUUAUAUUAUACUACUAUGAAACGUGAUGUAAAUUGUUAAAUUUUGUACGAAAAUUGUUAAAACUUCGUUUAGUAUUAUUAUAUUUAAAAUAUAUUUAUCUUUUGUGAUAAUAGAAUUAAGACUGAAGAUAUAAAAACACAAAAAUCGUUUUACCAUCCAAAACGUAAUUUUUAUUUAUUUUUUUGGUCUCAAUACCUAAUUAAGGUGUACCUUCUAACAGGGUCACGUUUCUUGCAAGUCUCUUUCGAGAAUUAUUAUAAAUAUUAUUAUUAACAGGCACUAGAUAACGUAAACUCAAAACUGCUGUGCCAAUAUUAUUAUACUAUUUUAAAUUUGUUGUUAAAUUAGUAUUGAAAUACGUUUGCAUGUUCAUUUUGUUGCAGCCGAACGGCUUUAAUAAUAAUUGUUAUACAUACACUUUUAGGCGACAACAAUUUAUUUUUUCUCUUCAAAAAAUGUAUAUUUAAUAAUAUUUUUAGUUUUUCUUAAAAAUCGUAUUAAUGUUGUAUUCUUAACAUUUUUUUCCGUCAGAAUAAAUACAAAUUAUUUAACAUUUGAA
Adelges cooleyi (spruce gall adelgid) is the source of this 8121-nucleotide messenger RNA. Its product is annotated as multiple PDZ domain protein-like. The transcript is spliced from 39 exons. The record is from RefSeq and is a predicted model, not a curated record. Gene Ontology annotation, molecular function: protein binding. Lineage: Eukaryota; Metazoa; Arthropoda; Insecta; Hemiptera; Adelgidae. Bases 375 to 6794 code for a protein of 2139 amino acids.